AUGGAUCCGCGGAAAUACGACCCUUUGCACACGAUUGAGGAGACAAACCCAGAAAGUCGCCGCAAUCGCCACGACAUGUACCACCACCACAGCAUCAAGAAAUCGAUAUGGGCAAAGCUCUCUCAGACGUGUAUCUUCGAGUUCCUCGGGUUCCUGGCCUCUUUCUUAUGUAUAGGGGCCACUGCCACCCUUCUUCGUUGGUACGAUAACCAGCUGGCGCCCGACUGGCCGGUCACGCUCAACUUCGUGCUAUCACUCCUCGGAAAUGUGGGUUUUGCUGGAACCAUCUUCGGCGUCCAGGCGACCAUUGCACAGCUCAAGUGGAUAUGGUUUGCGAAGCGACCGCGGCCUUUGGCAGAUCUCGUCGGUUUCCAGAAGGCGAGAGGAGGUGUGAUAGGGGUUGCCCAACUUCUCUGGACUGCGGGCGCUGAAUUCGUCGUUAUCACUGCGUCGCUAGCUCUCUUGUUCGGAAUGUUCUGGGGUCCUUUCACACAGAAUCUCGUUCGGUAUGAGGCGGGCGAUAUCGCGGCGGACGGCGCGGUCGCCCUGCUCAGUCUUAGCAUCGUCUAUGACGCCCACGGCCUGCGCCGCGACUAUUCAACAAACUACCCCGACCCAGCUCUGGAACUUAACAUUAUGCUGGCACUGAACUCAGGUCUGACCCAAGGCACAAACUCGCCUCAAUUCCUUUGCAGCACAGGCAAUUGCACUUGGCCCCCGACAGCUACGCUGGGCUUCUGUUCACGGUGUACCGAUAUUACGUCGAAGAUCAAUCUGACGUGCAAAGACGACGGUGGAGGACAAGGCAUCCCGAAGGGGGUAUACUGUAGCGCCGAGUUAUUUGAUGGCUCAGCCACUUUACGUCAAGUUGGCAACCUCACGACCGUCGAAGACUUUAUGAACAUCACCUUCGUUGGCGGCAAAGGUGGGCUGAGGUACCAUGCCAUCCGAUUACUCCCUCCAUACGUCCUCAGCAGUGCCUACAGGCCUUCUCUCGACUUCUCGAACUUCAGUGCCACCGAGUGCUCGCUGCAACAGUGUGUGUUGAGCUUCGAGACGUCUGUCCAAAACGGUGUCUAUACGGAGACCUUGCUAGACACAUUCACGGAGCCACCCCUCAAUGGCAAACACUGGUUAGCCCACCAGCUGCGGCCGCCAUGGGGUCUCGAGCGCGGCAUUGAUCCCGCUGCUAACUUAUCUUUCGGCUUGAGUGAGUCCUUACAGCGAGACUGGGCAUGGCCUGAUCCCCAUUUUCUGGUAACCGACGUCAUUCCCGGCUCUGCUACAACCAGCGACGGCCACACAGCCAUUGAAUUCUGUUCUGGAUUCGCGAACGGCUCCUGUAAGCAGUCCAAGAUGAUGAAUUAUAUCUUCAACGCGAAUUAUACCGCCAACGAAUGCGGCAGCGUCAACGGUGAUACCUUUUCCUGCGUCAUGGACGGGAUUGCCGCCGCCAUGACGAAAACCAUACGCAACUCGGGUGUUGUCGCCAACGGCACAGAAAUUGGAGAAGCCUUUUUGGUCAAGGGCCAAGCAAGUACCGUCGCUACUUUCGUUAGAGUCCGAUGGUAUUGGAUUGCUCUCCCUGCCGCAGUCUGGACCCUUGGCUUUGUGGCGUGGGUUGUGGCGGUCAUACGGACGAAGCGUCUACAACUGCCGACUUGUCGAGAGGACCUACUGCCGCUUUUGUUUCUAUAUGACAGAUAAGCUCAAGAUUACCAUCAUUUUUCUCUUCAAGGCGGUAGGAACGGGGGAGGCUACCGGGACUCGGUGUCAAGCGGUGCAAUCAGCGCGCGAGAGCAGGAAGAGUUCUUCAGAGCUGACGAAUACUCGAGUUGGUCCUACGAGACCGUGGCAGAGAACAUUACUGUUCAACUCCGGAAGCCCUCGCUGGAAGGUGACGUUGAUGAAGCGGCUGCAAUGCGUUUGAUCCAGGUGUAAGAGCAGACCCCCUCCUCCUUUGCAUCGGUCUCGCUCCCUCCGCCUCGCUCCCCUCAACGGGAAGAACCAAGCAAAACAGGUCGAGGUCAUGAAUUUUAGUUGACUACCUGUGCUAUGAAACGACCAAACGAGAGCAAUAACAAGAGUCAAGAUAAUAUCAACAACAAUAAUCACCAAGCAGCCGCCACUGUGUCCGUUCGUUGUCACACAUCACUUGAGAAUCUCACUCAUAUUCAACCCAACAGCAGCCAAACUCCCAUCAAUAACCCGAUGUCCCACCGCCGAAUAACCCGGCACCAGCAGCUCCCCAAACGGCUGCAUCCAAGUAUCUACCGCCAGGGAAGUCAGCACAUUGUCCCACCCACUUACCGAAAAACAACAAGAAGGGAAGGCAAACUCACUAUAAGUGCUCUCCGGUUUGUAUUUACAAUACCAAGCCACAAAAGCAAACACAUUCCCCCUCCCCCCCUCCUCCAACGUCGGCCUGGGAAACUCCUGCAACACCCUCUCCCUCUCCUCAGCCGUCACCCCCUUCCUCUCUCCCCCGGGCCUCUCCCACGAGAAUUCCAAUUCAUUACCCCAAUAUAUCGCAAAAACAUCCGCCUCUUUAUACAACGCCAACCCGGGCUCGGCAUGCAACGCAAUCCCAUCCCACACCCUCUGAACCCGCCACCCCGGCCAUUUUUUCCCGUCGGGGUGUGAACGGAUGAAAUCUGCUGCUGCAAUGGCAGAAUCAACUUCGAAGCGCCGGUUGGGGGUGACGAAGGGGGCGGAGAGGGAGUGGUUGGUUGCCAGAUCGUGGAGGAUCAGGCCGAGGGCGUGGACUUCGAGGUCGAUUUUGGAAGCGAGGGCGGGGUCGUGGGAGAGGUGGAGGAGGCCGAGGAGCCAGGAGCGCAUGAUGUGGUUGUAGGUUGAGUCGGAGCAGUAGCGUCGGGCGUAGGCUUGGGCGUCGCGGACGAUGGGGGUGUCGAUCAUGGUUAUGCCGACUAGGGUGCGGUUGGGAUAGGGGGGGCGUGGUGUUGUUGCGGUCGUGGAGAUAGGGAAGGAAAGGAGCAGAAGAAAGGAGGAGGAGAUGAGAUUCUGGAUGUGCAUCGUGAUGGGUGUUUUCAGGUGUGGACUUUUCGAUUGAGUUGGGGAAGAAAGUGUCUUGGUUGGAUGCUGGAGACAUGAUCUUCCAGAAUAUCUUGCACGGAACUUCCUGGAGUAUUUAUCUUUGUAAAUCGUCAUGAUGAUGAUGAGCGUGUAUCAGAUUGAGCAUAGAAAACUACAGUUACACAAAAAGGAGGUAUAGAAAAG
This is a messenger RNA of Podospora pseudopauciseta, 3237 nucleotides long. RefSeq lists its product as uncharacterized. The transcript is spliced from 3 exons. The record is from RefSeq and is a predicted model, not a curated record. Lineage: Eukaryota; Fungi; Ascomycota; Sordariomycetes; Sordariales; Podosporaceae. The coding region runs from base 1 to 1707 and encodes 568 amino acids.